This is a messenger RNA of Hippocampus zosterae (dwarf seahorse), 1802 nucleotides long. It is a transcript of the gene lcat, whose product is annotated as lecithin-cholesterol acyltransferase. The record is from RefSeq and is a predicted model, not a curated record. Gene Ontology annotation, molecular function: phosphatidylcholine-sterol O-acyltransferase activity. Lineage: Eukaryota; Metazoa; Chordata; Actinopteri; Syngnathiformes; Syngnathidae. Bases 248 to 1546 code for a protein of 432 amino acids. The transcript is spliced from 8 exons. Gene Ontology annotation, biological process: lipid metabolic process.
UGACCAUUGAUGAAAAGGGAAAUUUUGGGAGUACCCUGAAGGCAACAUCUGUUGCACGGAAAGUCGUUAGGGUUCAUCUACCCUCCUGUCAUUUGGACUCAUUCGUCCAAGGGGACUACAAGGCUUCUGUUGGUCACCUCCUUUACGUUAAGGCGUCUUCCACAUCCACCUCAGCAAGCAGUGUUGCCAAGCCCGAGAGGAUACAUCGGCCAAACCCGCAGCAGGCAGAAAGGACACUAAAAGAGCGAUGGGUUCCUCAGGACAAAGCUGGCCUUUGCUGACUCUUGGACUUUUGCUGUGGCUUCAUCACACCUCAUGUUUCUGGAUCCUCAAUGUCGUCUUCCCUCCCGAUUCGAAAGCCCAAAACCAUAGCAACAUCACGCCUCCACUCAUCAUUGUUCCCGGAAACUUGGGCAACCGCCUGGAAGCGAAGAUAGAUAAGCCACAGCUGGUGCACUGGAUGUGCUACAAGAAAACAGAUCACUGGUUCCCCUUGUGGAUUGACCUCAACAUGUUCAUGCCGAUUGGUGUCGACUGCUGGAUCGAUAACAUUAAACUUGUUUACAACAGGACGGCAAGACGGUCAUUCAACUCGCCAGGGGUGCAGGUGCGGGUGCCAGGGUUCGGACAAACCUAUCCCAUUGAGUUCCUCGACAAGAACAAAUUGACUGGUUAUUUUCACACUAUGGUGCAGCAUUUAGUCAACAUUGGUUACACUCGGAAUGAGAGUGUCCGCGGAGCACCGUAUGAUUGGAGAUUAACUCCUAACGAGAAUGCAGAGUAUCUCAUGAAGUUGCAGGAGUUGGUGGAACAGAUGUACGAGCAGUACCAGGAGCCUGUUUAUUUGCUGGGACACAGCAUGGGUUGCCACUACGUCCUCUACUUUCUCAACCAUCAGCCGCAGGAGUGGAAGGACAAGUACAUUCGGGGCUUCAUUUCCCUAGCGGCUCCAUGGGGGGGCGCCAUUAAAGUACUGAGAGUCAUGGCAUCAGGUGAAAAUGAUGGCAUCACAAUGAUCUCCAACAUUAAGAUCCGAGAAGAGCAAAGGAUGACUACGACAAAUCCCUGGAUGCUGCCAACAGAAACGGUGUGGCCAAAGGACCACGUCUUCUUAUCGACGCCAAACUUCAACUACACCAGUCAGGACUUUCAGCGCUUCUUCCAAGACAUCAAUUUUGAGGACGGCUGGUAUAUGAGGGAAGACACGAAAAACCUGACUUCUGAGCUCCGCCCACCUGGUGUUGAGGUGUGGUGUCUGUAUGGCGUCGGACUACCUACUCCAGUCACGCAUAUUUACGACGAGGGGUUUCCCAACGCAGACCCCAUAGACUUUGUUUACGACGAUGGGGAUGACACCGUGGGCAGCCGAAGCAUGAGUCUUUGCAAAAAUUGGGUGGGACAGCAGGAUAAGCCUGUGCAUGUUACAGAAUACAGGGGUUUGCCACACCUGGAUAUUGUAUUCAAUGAAAAAGUGCUCAGUCAAAUACAGAAAAUCUUAGAGGGGAAGUCAGAGGUCCCCAAAGAAGUUGAUCUCAGGUCUGGGUAGAUAUAACAAAACAGCAUUUUGACAUUUUAUGAAAAAGCACAUGCAACAGGCCUGGGAAUAGCAGCAAUAACAAGUUGUGUAUGCCUGACCUCUCAAGUUUAUAAAAAUUAUCCCAAUUUCUAAACCAUGUACUCUUCAGGUUUGAUAGGGUUUUUUUCCAACAUAACAAUUUUGUUGUGCACAGAAAUCUUUUGUCUGUCAUUUUAGUGGUUAUUGUUGAAUUUUGAUUUGCUUUUAAUAAAUCAAUCUGCUCGUU